CAUAAAAUAUAUAAAUUACAAUUAAAUGUAUCAAAUCAAACUAUACAAACUGCCUGACUGUAUUUCUGUUGUAAUUCCGUUCCCAAAAACGCGCCAAAACAGUGUCGUACUAUUCGUUUACGAAGAUACGUUAUUUCAAGAAUAAUAAGGUGCUUUUUAAAUAAUUCUUAGACUAAAUUAACAAGGAGAAAAGAGAGUUGUAGGGAGAAUGAGUAAUUUUCGAUCUCCAAUGCGAUACAUUUCUCCGAAUGCAAGAGUUUUGACUGCCAAACCUCAAGUGGAACAAACGCUUGAUAUAAGACAAACUCAAAAUAAAGCAAGAAAUAGUAUUACCUGGUUUUUCGUCAACAGUUCUUUACUUGGAAUCCUGGUCUUUGACAUAGUAUAUGGAGGUGCAACAUAUGAACCAUUCUGUUGGGCUGAGUGGUGUUUGGCCUUAAUAUUUGCAUUAAAUGCUGUUUAUCAUAUAACAAAAUAUACAUGGGCAAAUUUUUCUCUGCGGCCAAUUCUGCUGAAUCCUAAGCAAAGAUACCUAUUAGGUAUAUCAGAGGAUGACCCCCUUUUUAAAAAUGAAAGACCAUCGUCUCCAAAAACUUCAGAGCCACCGGUCCCAUUAAAUUUAUCAUGCAUUAGCCUCAAUAGGAGAAUAACCUCACUUGGGUCUACAGGAUUAAGCGAAUCUAAGGACUUUUCAUCGCCGAAUCAGUUUUUUAAGUAUGGUAGCCCUACAUCACAAAAAUCGGUAUCCAGCUCCAAUGGAUCUUUUAAUAAAUCUCUCAAUAUUUCGGCAAAUGGAAAUUUAACAAGUGAAGAUUUGAUACAAAAUGAGAGAGAACUAAAAAAUUAUUUGGAGGAAGCUCACCAAAAAAAACAUGUUUUAUCAACGGAUAUUGAUCAGCCUUCCAAUUUGCUUAGCUCAUUUUGGUCGCAUCCAGCGAUUAGAAGCCCCGGGGAAGUUUCUCCAUUGUUAAGAAGAUGUGCAUACCAAUUAGCACCCAUUAUUGAUAAAUCAAAAUCAGCUAGUCCUGGGAGCGAAGAGGGCAAUUCACCUAGGGGUAUAUUCGGCGCUCCGGAUGUUUGGAGAAAAUAUAGGAUCGACCCAAUUAAAGUAAACGAAUGGACAGCUAAUCUUCGCAUGUGGAUUAGCAAAACAGUUAUUGAACGUGUAGCAACCGAAAUUGAUAAUGUUUGCUUGGCAUUGGUCCGUCAUGGUUUAAGCGAUUCCCAAUUAGGAUGUGUUGGAUUGCAUAGAUUGAGAAAACUUGCACAAGCACCAUUUUUAGUAUUUGCUAUUCCUACUUUACCAACUUUAGUACCUUUUUUAGAACUUUCUAACAAUCAGGAAUAUUUAAUUAAGAGAAUUAAAAUUCUUGCAAAAGGGGGUUCAAUGAGUGAAUUCAAGUGGAAUGGUGGAGGAUCUCACAAUGAUAAAGAAUGGGAUUCUAGCUUGCCAACUGAUUCAGCGAUAGUUAUGCACUUGGUGUCAACGUAUAUGGAUACACAAUUGGAAGCCCCUCUAGAUCAACCCGAUGCACGACCAUUUACAUCGAGGUAUAUGGCUAGAUCAGGAAUAACUUUACCACGUAGCAAAGGUCCCGUGAUAGUAUGCCAAUCUAUAAAUCCACCGCAUUACAGUUUGGCACAUUCUGGAGAUUCAUUGCCUAGCGAUUAUGAGGAAAUACAACGUGGUAGGAACAACUUAUUUCAUACACUUCUGUUAUUUUUAUACAUUGUUAAGACAAGAGAUCACGGUAUGUUAGGCCGUGUUAAUUUGGGUACAUCGGGUAUAAACGUUUUAUGGGUAAUCGAUGGUUGAAUAUCUGAAACCCUAACAAGUGAUAAAAUUACACCGCGCAUAUUCGACUACAUAUCAUUUCUUUUUGUUUUUUUUUAUUAUAUUUCUUUUUAACGAUUUGUUUGUACUUUUAUUGUACAUUUAUCUUAUUUGAAUUAAAAAUAUUUUACGCGCGUAUGUAUCAACAGAAGGAGCAGAAAUCUAUUAUAACCGUUUUGAUACUACGAAUGUUUUAUUCACAGUACUUAAGUAUAUGUACAAAUAAAUGAUAAAUCACGAUCCGCAUACAUUGAAAAUAAAAUUUUAAUAUACUGUUGAACAGCAUAUGAUUGCUGUUUUGCGCGCGUCUUAAAUUUCACUUUACAAAUUUUAUUUGAAUACACAUGAAUACAUAUUAAAACAACUACCGCAGAAUUUUUCGCGGAAUUCUUAAAACUGUCAUCAUAUGACCAAAUAAAUGCGUCAUCCUCGCGGAUCGUAAAUGAAUCUGCAUUCCUAUUCGUGUUCCAUCGAUAUCAUGCCACACGCAAGGAAUGCAAUUACUUUCAACGUUAGCAUUAGCGCCACUUUCUAUACAAUCUCAUAAUUAUUUUUUUUUUUAUUUUGUUUUAUUCCAACGAUCGGAAAUCCAUAUGUCGUAAAAAAUUAUGUUGCACUUUUCGUACAAUUUAUAAUACAUUCUUUGGAUAACGGUUUCUGUACAUUUAAAAUCAAUCGGUAUAUACACCGUUGUUAUGUCAUGAUAAAAUAAUAAUAACGUAUUCGAUAUACAAUUAAAAAGCAACAGAUUCGUUUGUACGUUAGUUUGUAAUUCUGUAAGUCGAAGAUGAUAAUUUUUGAAGGCUAAGCUGUGUUUCACGAAAUCACGACACCUUGACGAUAUCAACGAUUGAUCCGUUCAGAGUAAAUUUAGAAAGAAUUAUCGUUGAGAUCAUCUUACAUUUGUAUUAUUUUAAAAUGACAUCAUAUAUGAAAUUAGAUGAAACGUUUGAUGGUUUCCAGUGAAAUACGACAACAAAAUGGAUUUCAUAAAAUAUUUCUGUACGACUUUUGUACCUUUUUUUCAAAUAUACGUGUGUGCGUGUAUACACGUAUAUAUUUACGCAUAUACAUAUAUAUUUGCGUGCCUACAGAUCGCAAUUAUAAUUGUUUUUUAAUCAACAAUAACCGACGAGAAAAGAGACACACAUAGACACAGUAGAGGGACAUGUACGCAUGGGCGUACACAUACACACAUAAAUCAACAAGUGUUUAAAUAAACUGAUUCGAAACUAUGUGAUACAGGA
This is a messenger RNA of Bombus huntii, 3081 nucleotides long. RefSeq names its product transmembrane protein 209. The coding region runs from base 209 to 1816 and encodes 535 amino acids. The transcript is spliced from 8 exons. Lineage: Eukaryota; Metazoa; Arthropoda; Insecta; Hymenoptera; Apidae. The record is from RefSeq and is a predicted model, not a curated record. Gene Ontology annotation, cellular component: membrane.